CUGUAAGUAGAAGCAAUCCCCAAGAGCACCCCCUGGCUCCCAUCUCGGGGGACAUAGAUGCCUGGAGACAUCUAGAGGCUUUAGAUAGCGUGGAGAUGUUGCCGCCUUCAGGUUUUGCUGGGCUGGUUCCUCCCUCCCACUUCCAAGCUCGGUCCCUUCCAACUCUGCCAAGAUCGGCCCCGACCUGGGCUUCAGACAUUCCCCUGAUCCAAUCCAAGGCUGGCCAAGAUGUCUUAGAGAGGCGGCUAGACACUCAGACACCUACAGUGACCGUGUGGGAACAGGACGUUUGUGGAGAUGCACAGGGGCCAGGGCGGAGAGGCAGGUCUCUGGAGCUGGGGGUCUCCAGUGCCCUGAGCCAGCAGGCUGAGCUGAUCUCUUGGCAGCUCCAAGAGUUGCGACGGCUGGAGGAGGAGGUCCGGACCCUGCGGGAGACCUCCCUGCAGCAGAAGAUGAGGUUGGAGGCUCAGGCCAUGGAGCUGGAUGCUCUUGCGGUGGCCGAGAAGGCUGGCCAAGCCGAGGCUGAGGGCCUGCGUGCCGCCUUGGCCGGAGCUGAGAUGGUCCGGAAGAACCUGGAGGAGGGGAACCAGAGGGACCUACAGGAGAUCCAGAGUCUGCACCAAGAGCAGCUGUCCUCCCUGACAGAGGCUCAUGAGAAGGCUUUUGCUAGUCUGACCAGCAAGGCCGAGGACUUGGAGAAGUCUCUGAAUAGCUUGGAAAUGAAGCGGGCAGGAGAAACCCAACAGCUGGCCAUAGCCCAGAAGGAGGUGGAGCUGCUCCGGAGUCAACUGAGUAAGACCCAAGGGGAGCUGGAAGCUCAGGUGGCCUUGGUCGAAAGUCUGAGGAAGUACGUGGGGGAACAAGUCCCUCCGGAGGUUCAUAGCCAGACGUGGGAGCCGGAACGGAAGGAGCUUCUGGACACCUUGCAGCACUUGAGGGAGGAUAGGGCUGACCUUCAGGCCACCGUGGAAUUGCUACAGGUUCGGGUACAGAGUCUCUCACACAUGCUCGCCCUGCAGGAAGAGGAACUGACCAGGAAGGUAGGACCUCUCAUUUGCCAGGGCUUUCCUCUGGGGCAGUAG
Molecule: messenger RNA, 1082 nt
Organism: Peromyscus eremicus (cactus mouse)
Lineage: Eukaryota; Metazoa; Chordata; Mammalia; Rodentia; Cricetidae
Gene: Cchcr1
Product: coiled-coil alpha-helical rod protein 1
Exons: 7
Coding region: 96-1082 (328 amino acids)
Biological process (GO): cell differentiation; protein export from nucleus
Cellular component (GO): centriole
Source: RefSeq, a predicted model, not a curated record